GGCGGUCGUGUAAGUUGAAUUCCGCAAAGAAACGUGGUGCAAGCAACACGGACACCAUAGUCAAGUCAACAUAGCCUACGAAUCAUGGACGGCACGCAACAGCAGCGUGUCCUAGCCGACGGCUGGGGCCAGCAGAGCUCGGGCAGCGUCUUCUGUGCCGACUCGAGUCUUCGCUACAUCUACGAGAGCAACGGUCAGCAUGCGCCCACCUCUCGGCAGGCCAUAGGCGGCUACAGCAACACAAAUAAGGUGCAACCUCAGGUGUACGGCAAAAGCAACUCCGUCAGCAACAUGACUGUUGCUGGCAAGCGCCCUCGCGACUUCUCAAGCGAGAACCCUCGGCCCAACGGAGGCGUAGACCUCUUCGAAGCGGAGAUCGCCCGGGCCUGCACUGCUAUCCGUAAACAAACCGCCAGUAUGCCUCACUCGUACCGCGAAUGCUCAGUGUGUCUGAGCGCCAAUGCGUACGCUCAGAUCUCGUCAUGUGGCCACACUUUCCACCCGAACUGCUUCCUUCGGUGGUUCCGUCUUAACCGUUCGUGUCCUCUAUGUCGUGGCGUUGUGGACAAGGUGCAACUGGCUCAAACGAUCGGUGUACAGGACGAACUGGAGGCGAUUAUGGCCGAGAUCGACGACGAGCCGUUGCAGCUAAUGCGAGAUGCCCAGCAACUGCCUCGCUCGGAAUCCGACGUAGCUGCUCUAGACGACCCGUUGUUGGCUAAUUCGGACCAGUUAAUGUCGUUCCUCGAGUCUGAUUUCGAUACGGACAUGGAACUCGCCGCGUUGGAUGAUUUGAGUUCAUCUCCAGGCUUCGAGCUGGCCAUGAAGCAAGAAGCUGAUGGCGAUGAGACGAUGAGUAUGGAACUCGACGAACUAGUGGAUAGUGGAGACAAACAAGAGGGUAUGGUUACACCGGGUUACGCGGCACCGAGUAACUUCGCGCCACAGUUUCCGCCUGCGUCAGCUAUGCCAAAUUACUGGAAUGUACUGAAUCAAGGGAUUGCACCACCGAUCAUGCCUCCAGCCCCUGCCGUGCCGCCGUACGUGCCCAACCAUCAGAGAAUGGUGCAUAUUGCACCCAAACCCGAUGCGCAACGUGUUCGAUCCCCGGUUGCGACGACUGCGAGGGCGACGGAGCCGACGUUCAAGAUGCCAGUGCCACAAGCUCCGCAGCACAGUCAUCAUCAUCAUGUAGUGCGCUCUACCGCUCCCACGGCACCUCGCGUCGUGUCCUGCAGAUGCACUGGGGGCUGCAGGAAUGGCCGUUGUGCCUGUGUUAAGGAAGGCGGAAUGUGUGGCGCCUCGUGUCGCUGCACGUCCUGCAAGAACCCUUUCUUGAUGGUCAAAGCGGCAGGUGCAGACAUCGACGCUUUGUUUAAGGACGAUUGCUUCAUGCACAACGUAUCUAAAACCCGAGAUAUGGUGGUGCGGCUACAGGAGCCUGUGGCUGUGCCAUGUUGCGAAGCCACGAUCAAAGUCGUGGACUGUGUGCAGGGCUACACUUGUGUACCCUGCAAACGUCGUUACGACUUUUCGUGGUGCAUGAACAAGCUUGUGGACAGUGAACGUACCCCGCGUAACCACUGUGCGAUCUGCAAGCGAUGUUGCGACCAUCGGGACGUGCAUUGCCACGACUGCGGUCGCUGUUAUUUCGCAGGUGUGGCUGCAAGUCUCCCGUGUCCGUGUAAAGAGGCAUCGAGUCACAAGAAACGCCGCGAGGCUGCUGCAAAAGACAAGGCCGAGGAAGCAGAGGAAGAAGCUGAAGGCGAGUGCUGUAUCAUGUAGCGAAAGUCGAACUUUAUUCAUUCCCAACUCCAC
Molecule: messenger RNA, 1818 nt
Organism: Phytophthora infestans T30-4
Lineage: Eukaryota; Oomycota; Peronosporomycetes; Peronosporales; Peronosporaceae
Exons: 1
Coding region: 85-1785 (566 amino acids)
Biological process (GO): protein autoubiquitination
Molecular function (GO): ubiquitin-protein transferase activity
Source: RefSeq, a predicted model, not a curated record